Molecule: messenger RNA, 1812 nt
Organism: Mercurialis annua (annual mercury)
Lineage: Eukaryota; Viridiplantae; Streptophyta; Magnoliopsida; Malpighiales; Euphorbiaceae
Product: RNA polymerase II C-terminal domain phosphatase-like 4
Exons: 1
Coding region: 20-1567 (515 amino acids)
Cellular component (GO): nucleus
Molecular function (GO): RNA polymerase II CTD heptapeptide repeat phosphatase activity
Source: RefSeq, a predicted model, not a curated record
CUUAAUUCUGAAAAUUACCAUGACUUCCUCAGAUUUAACUUCUGUUGCUACAAUUCCUACCACCGAAUCCCUUUCUUUACCUAUAACAUCAUUAUCUCAUAUUGAAUUACAAAACAAACAACUGCGCUUGCAUAUUGAAUUACAUGAAUUGAAACGCAAUGACAUGACUAUUACUCAGUACCUCCUCGAAGCGAAAAGUUUGGCGGAUCAAUUGGCGGCUGCUGGUCGAACAAUCUCUCCUGCCGAAUUUAAUGCCAUCAUGUAUCGAAAUAUAUGCUCUGAAUUUCAUCCUAUAUUUUCGGCCCUGAAUGGAAGACAUACACCACUUACUUUUCAUGAACUUCAAGGCCAACUUACGGAUCCCCUUGCUAAUGUUGAUGUCCGAUCUCAAUCGUCUCCGCCAAUUGACUAUUUCUGUUCGCAUCCUGCGAUCUUGAAGGGAAUGUGCACUAUUUGCGGCCAAGGAUUACUCGAUGGCCACGGAUUGUUCUUUGGAUACAUAAUGAACGAUCUCAGGCUGAGUAAAACAGAAGCUGACAGGUUGCGUCCAAUUGAAACGAAUAAUAUUUUGAGCAAGAAGAAGCUACUCCUAGUUCUUGAUUUGGACGAGACAUUGCUUCACAGUAGAUUGUAUCCCAAGGCUUCACCACCCCAAGAAGAAGAAAUAUACAAUUUGGAGAAUCAAAAAGAUGUUGUUAAGGUGGAACUCGAAAAUCGGUUAGUAUUUACCAAGUUAAGACCCUAUGUUCUCGAGUUUCUCGAAGAAGCGAAUACCAUGUUCGAGAUGUAUGUGUAUACAAAUGCUUCUCGAGAGUAUGCACGAAAGAUGAUGGAAUUGCUUGAUCCCGAAAAUCGAUAUUUUAACUCAAGAAUGAUAUCCAGAGAGGAUAGUACUGAAAGUGGACUAAAGAAUCUUGAUGUGGUGUUAGGGCAAGAAAGGGCAAUAGUGAUUCUUGACGACUUGGAAUAUGUUUGGCCAAAGCACAAUGCCAACCUAAUUGAGGUAAAAAAAUAUAAAUACUUUGGUCAAAACCAGGUUAAUAGAGAGAUCGACGAAAAUCCCGAUUGGAUGAGAAAAUACUUGAAAAUUCUCAAGAAAAUCCACAGUAAAUUUUUUGAUUCGGCCAGUGUUGAUAGUAGUAGUAGAGAUGUUAGACAAGUGAUGAGAAUGAUGAGGAGAACAAUUCUGAAAGGGUGUAAAAUAGUACUACAUGCCAGUCUGCCGAAUAAGCUUUUUCUUGCUCAGAAAGCGAAAAAAAUGGGAGCAAAAUGUGUGUGGAAACUAGAUUCCUCAGUUACACAUGUGGUAACAAAUAAAGUCGGACAAAAAGAGAUUCGAUGGGCUAAACAGAAGGUUGAAAAUAAUUUGGUUAGUCCUCAAUGGAUCAUAGCUUGUUAUGCGGUUUGGGGUAAGUUCCCUGCUUAUAGCAGGGGCGGAUCCAGAGGCAAGGGUGCGCGGCCGUCUCCCUCCACCGGAAAAAGUACACCUAAAGUGCUUCCUAGGGUCUCCAACAGUGUGAAGAUGGAGAUAAAGAAAGAGCCAUCAUUUGAGGUUUUUGAAAUAUGAAUCUAUAGCAAUUCAUGUUGCUGCAGCUGCAGCUGCUAUUUGGUGGUGAAGAAUUGAUGAUGGAAUAACUAGAAAAUUGACGGCCGAUGAUGAUGAUAUUACAUUCAGAUAUAUUUUACAGUUUACAAAAAGAGAAGGCUCAUCCCCUUGAAAAAAAACAAGAAAUAUAGUAUUGAAGUGUCACGAUCUGUUUUAUUUUGUUAGUUUUACUCUCAUGUUCUGUCUUUGUUUGGUCAAAUAAACCA